Lodderomyces margitis is the source of this 1011-nucleotide messenger RNA. It is a transcript of the gene SPO11, whose product is annotated as Spo11p. The transcript has 2 exons. NCBI's taxonomy places the organism in Eukaryota, Fungi, Ascomycota, Pichiomycetes, Serinales, Debaryomycetaceae. Gene Ontology annotation, cellular component: nuclear chromosome. Gene Ontology annotation, biological process: meiotic DNA double-strand break processing; reciprocal meiotic recombination; meiotic DNA double-strand break formation. Bases 1 to 1011 code for a protein of 336 amino acids. The record is from RefSeq and is a predicted model, not a curated record. Gene Ontology annotation, molecular function: ATP binding; DNA binding; DNA topoisomerase type II (double strand cut, ATP-hydrolyzing) activity.
AUGAGCACAAACUUGGCAAUUAUUCAUGUGAGGAAUGACCCAUCAAAUCACAUUUGGCAGCAGUUAGUUUCAGCCUUUGAAAACAACCAAUGCAUAUCUAUAAUUAUUAGUCGAAGCUCGGAUGAUUCACAAGAUUAUAGAAAAGUGACACUGUUUAACAUUCCCUCCGUUUUUGCUUCAGAUUGCACCAAAUUGGCGGCCAUUAUCAAAAUAAUCAAAAUAUUGAAGACAAACUUGCUUCUCAACAAGACAACAACGAUUAGAGAUAUAUUCUAUCAAGAUGUGGAAAUAUUCAACAAGAACCUGCAAGAAUGCAAGACAUUGCUCAUUGAUUUGGUUGAGAAAGGUUUAGGGUGGUCAUUGGCACAAGAUUUCAAUACCCACCCAACACAAAAGGGUUUGAUGUAUGGCAACAUUUUCAAGCAGUUGGCAGAACCAACUUUGAUCCCCAUUAGCUUUUGUAGCUACUUUAAACAAACUGCAACUGUACCCCCACGAAGUAAAUUGGUGGUAAUUGUGCUUGAAAAGGAUGCUAUUUUACACUCAUUUAGUAAAUUCAUCGAAACCAGGUCGGACAUGUUGAACUGCAAUUUCUUAGUUAUUACUGGUAAGGGGUUUUCGGAUAACUUGACGCAACAAUUUGCCACUUGGUUGACUCAAACUUACCAUACUACUGUGUUGGGUUUUUUUGAUUCUGAUGCACAUGGAAUACUCAUAUAUAAGCAGUAUAAAUGUGCAAUCCCUUACAUAGACUACACGGGAAUGUAUUUGCUUGAAUCACAUUGCAAUUCCCAGCUAACAAUCACCACUCGCGAUAUAUCGAUCAUGACGAACCUAGCCGCUACCGCAACGGUAAGCUUGGGACAAAAAGUUCACAGGGAACUAACACGCGGCCUAUUUUUGAAUAAAAAGGCGGAAAUGAAUGUUGUCUCUGCUGAGGAAUACAACAGUUAUAUACUUGACAAGGUUUGUAAGGUUGUUAGUGCACACGUGACAACGGGCGAGGCUUAA